AUGACCGUCGCACCAUCUCGCCGUUUCUGCUGCUGCAUCCCCGUCCGCCUGGGUGUCUUUGUCCUCAGCUUUGUGUCGCUCAUUGCCUCUGGCCUCGUCGCCGGUGUCGUUUGGGUCGCACUCGCAAAGGGUCCUGCCAACCACGUCCACUUUGCUGAAAACCUCAAGAUUGGUCUCAUCAUCGCUGGUGUACUCUACACCCUCUUUGCGCUCAUCUCGCUUGCCGGACUCGUCGGUGCUCUCAUCCGCUCCCGUGCGCUCGUCAAGACGUUUGCCAUCUUCCUCUGGUUCCAGCUGUUUGCGAGCAUGGCCUAUUCAAUCGCCUUUGCCAUUGCCCUCUUCGACAAGCCGCUCCAGAACCACCUCGUCAACGAGUGCAUCAAGCAGACCAAUGCGACUACGCACGCCCUCCUCGAUGAGCACGACCACAAGACUGAGACGAAUGAGGACGAAGUUCGAGACGGAUGCAAGAGCAUCUUCAACGCCUCGAAGCCGCUCUUCUUCGUCAGCUUUACGCUCUUCUUCAUCGUCACACUCUACUGUUGCAUCAUCGUCCGCCGCUACGGCCGCCAAUUGACCGAGGAGCAAAUCUACCUCGCCACCGCAAACGCCGACUCGACGACCCAAGCUGCUUUCCAGCCAUCUUAUUACCCACACACACCCCUCAGCCGCGUCGAGCCCGGAUACGGCGCCGCGGGUGCUUCGUCCAAUCCUUACCCAUUCGCUCAGCGUGAGCAUGGAUUCGGUUCGAACCGCAACCGCGAUACCGAGGCUAACAAGUAA
Molecule: messenger RNA, 783 nt
Organism: Serendipita indica DSM 11827
Lineage: Eukaryota; Fungi; Basidiomycota; Agaricomycetes; Sebacinales; Serendipitaceae
Source: the annotation of a GenBank genome assembly